AUGCCGCCCCCCUCUACCGAGCCAAGCAAACUGCAAGCUGAAAAGCCAGGUACGGAGACGGUGGACACCCCUUUCGAGGCAGCGGAGGGGCAAGAAGAGGCAGCUCCAAAGCCCACGUUGUCCAAGGACUCGCUGGAUGAGGAGCUCAUGCAACGUGCAGCCGCGGAGCUGCCUCCCAUGACAAACUUGGGACCCAGCGGACACGUCUGGGAGCUCACCGAGGAAGAGGCGAGCCUUCGUGACAGCGCCGAUACCAAGACAAUGCUCGGCCUGCCAGCGCCUUACGGCCUCUGCAAUUCCAAGUGCUACCUGCUGCCGUGGCCACCGGCCGAGUGCCAGAUGGCUUGGAAGAUACCGAGGUACGGAAGUGGGCUGGAGACUGAGUUGCCAGGAAUGCUUACAAGACUCCUCUCCCAUCGCAUACCUUUCGGCAAGUACGACUGGACCGUCCGCCAGAACGUGCAGAUGCUUUGUCAAGCAGAGGUUCGGAAAGCACGCUCCAGUGCACCGCAUAGCGAUCAUUCUCCUCACUGGGAAGCCUCCUGGUAUGGAAGAGAAUCGCAGGGCCACUUGGUCGAUCCACUGGCCCGCUUCGUGCCCCCCGGGCGUCUACUCGAGGACUUCUAUGUUUCAGAGCAGCUACUUCCUCAAUUCAGCGCGGCUCGGCAGUUGGUUUCGCAGCUUGACCAGAGGAAGGGUGCCUCACCAGCCUUGACAAGCGGCCAUCAAGAUCUUCGAGACGUUCUCAUCAACUUGGUCCGCGGCUCACAUGAUGACAUCAAUGGCAUCGCCCCUGGCAUGAGAUUCUCCGUGCUGGUUUACUCCUUCAGCGCGCUCGUCAACAUCGCCGCAAAUCUGUUUAUCUCACUGCGGAUGCGCUUGACCUUUGCUUCUGCCUCAGGGCAGAGCAAGAUGCUCAGCACAGAGGCCUCAGUCUGCUCCGUCUUGUCGCUGUCCUGGCUGCUGGCCGAACUCUCUGCCGCCAGCUGUGCAGCCACGUGGUGUUUUCCAGGACUUCGCGGUAUUCAAUUGGGCUUGGCGCUCAACGUGGUCACGUCGCCUUUGCUGCUCCUCUUGGUAGCAGCAUUCAUAAGGUCUGUGAAGCUGCGGCUGAAGCUUCUGGAGGUUGGCUAUGGGAAGCCCUUGGGUGCCCUGCCUGAACGACCGGUAUGGGCUUGUUCCUUUGUAGCUGCGUGA
Messenger RNA from Symbiodinium sp. CCMP2592, 1197 nucleotides. Lineage: Eukaryota; Dinophyceae; Suessiales; Symbiodiniaceae. The record is from the annotation of a GenBank genome assembly.